CGACAGGAGAGAAGAUUGGAUAUACUCGGAGAUUCGACCUUGGAACAUCAUCGAACUGCUCGGGAUGUAUCGUUGGUGGAUAACUACAAUGACGAUCCAAGAUUUCCAAGGUUCGCGGAGGAGAUACAAAAUGUGACCGUCAGCGUGGGACGCGAUGCACUCUUGGCAUGCAUCGUGGAUAAUCUUCAAACUUAUAAAGUGGCUUGGGUACGGGUCGAUACUCAAACGAUAUUGUCGAUCCACCAAAAUGUGAUUACCCAGAACCCACGGAUCUCUCUAUCGUACAACGACCAUCGCUCGUGGUAUCUUCAUAUAAAGAAAACGCAGGAGAGCGAUCGUGGAUGGUACAUGUGUCAAGUGAACACAGACCCUAUGAGAUAUAGGCAGGGUUAUGUACAAGUUGUCGUACCACCAUCGAUCAUUGACAAGGAUACCAGUACGGACAUGGUUGUAAGGGAAGCAACAAAUGUGACGUUGACCUGUAAAGCGAAAGGUUAUCCUGCCCCUUACGUCAUGUGGCGACGGGCCGAUGGCAAGAGCAUAAACUACGAUGGCAAGAUCGUAAACGUCAUCGAUGGCGAAGUUUUACACAUCGUCAAGAUCAGCCGCCUUCAUAUGGGAAAAUAUCUUUGUAUUGCAUCGAACGGAGUACCACCAUCGGUCAGCAAAAGCGUUACUCUCAACGUGCACUUUCCACCAAUGCUAUCUAUUCCAAAUCAAUUGGAAGCUGCCUACAUUGGACAAGACGUUACUCUCGAGUGUCACAUCGAAGCUUUCCCAACUGCCAUUAAUUAUUGGACUACGGAGAACGGCGAUAUGAUUGUCUCCGGUGACAAGUACGUGACGGUGUUCUCCGAUAACGACUACACGAAGUACAUGUUACUGAAGAUACGAAAUGUUAGCCCAAAGGACUUUGGUUCGUACAAAUGUGUGGCACAGAAUUCAUUGGGAGCAACUGAUGGUGUUAUCAAGUUGGAUGAAAUCCCAGCUCCAUCGACGACCUCAACAACGCAAUCUCCGUAUUACGUAACAUCAUUAAUGAAGAAAAACGGUAGAAACGGUAACAAGAAAUUACGUCAACGUCCCAACGAUUACGAAGUCGAGGAAUGGAGAGAUCCAGAUUACGAGAACGAGUACGAGCCACCAUCGAUGAUGCCACCAGGAGAUUUGCCCGCGGAUGCGUUAAAUCUGGGCGCUGUUCGCGAGCCCCGCUUAUUACUUCAUCUUCUUCUGCCGAGCCUUCUCCCGUUGCUCCUAAAUGCCGUCAGAAGAUGAUUCUCGCAUCACGGGAACGGGGCUUCCAGUUGUAGUGUUUAUUGGACGGUGCGUCCGGUGUGCCGUUUCCGGCCGCGCGACGGAUCCCGAACGCGACGAUGUCGGCCACGCUUGAAAUUAUUUUCAUACUAAAGCUAGACUUAAACAGAGAAAAAAGAGAGAAAGAGAAAGAUUGAAAGAGAGAGAGAGAGAGAGAGAAAGACAGAGAAUGAGUGAAUGA
Messenger RNA from Vespa mandarinia (Asian giant hornet), 1495 nucleotides. RefSeq names its product lachesin. Gene Ontology annotation, cellular component: neuron projection. The record is from RefSeq and is a predicted model, not a curated record. Lineage: Eukaryota; Metazoa; Arthropoda; Insecta; Hymenoptera; Vespidae.